CUUGUUGCCAUCAUCAUCUUUCCUCGGCGAGACGCGUCGACCUUAUGUCUGCUCCCCAGCUGAGCAUUCAGACAUCGCUGACCCUCAACGACCUCUUCUCCGACUCCCGCACUCAUGGAUACUCUGGGCCUAGUCGCAACGUACGCCUACAAAGAGCCUGCGCCAACGGCAGAAGUGCUAUAUGCAAGAGCGAAGAUGGUUCCCGCUGUGCAGUGGCAGGCAAAGAAUCUCUUCGCGUACUGACCAUCUUGGACCCCACUCAGGCCAGAACUUCCGAGCAUAAAGCUGCUGUUGGACGCGGCGGCCAUCGAGUAGAAGCCUCUCGCAAUCUCUGGGAAGGAAGCGGUCUGAAGAUAGACAGUGCCAGUACUGAUGUCGCCUGGGGUUUUGGUCAGUUCAACAACAAGAUAUUGACGAGCGCUCGUAACGGAGAAAUUAUCAUGUGGGACUUGGUGAAAUCUAAGUAUGAACGACGGACGAAGGACCAUACGCGUUCGAUACACAAGCUUUCAGUGUCUUCCAUUGUUCACCAUUACUGUGUUACUGGAUCGUCUGAUGGCGAUUUGCGCAUAUGGGAUAUUAGGGAUCUCAGCAAGUCUAUCAACCGCAUACGUUAUCCUACCACAGUGCGGAGUGCAGUCUUCUCUCCUGUAAACUCCCACCCACUGCAAGUUGUGGUCGGUUUAGAUAACGGUAGCCUGUAUCGAUGGGAUUUACAGAUGGGUCAACGUGGGCAGUUGGAUCGUAUACCUGUCGCGCACACAGCGCCUGUAACGGCCCUCGAUUGGUGUUAUACAGCUUCCAAUACGAUGCCAGGUGCGCCGACUAUGGUUCCAGGUGGGGAUAUCCCGAAUGGUGGUCUAGGAUGGAUAGUUUCUGGUGGACUGGAUCGUUGUGUAAAGGUUUGGGACCUGACAUGGCCAUCGACUUGGGUCCAUAUCCCUCACAAAGCAACAUACACUCUACAUCCUUCGUUUCCAGUUCGUCAGGUUCAGUGGCGCCCGUCAUACGAAUGCGAGAUCGCCAUAGUGUCGAAUGCUGAGCUCGGAACGGGCUCUAAUCCAGACAUGUCUCAACCGUCGGCUCUUGCAGGAACCGCCGAAAGAGGAAACCGUACCUUUGGACUUGAUGUUGCUGGAUUUGGUGGUCGAGAUGCGUCUCAGAACGGAGUAAACAAGGACAGCAACUCGGGUUUGGCACCAGGAAUGAAGGCACCCAAUGUCGUAGUUGGAAUGGGCGAUGCAAUCGAAAUCUGGGAUGUGCGAAGAGGUUGGAUAGCAAAGUGGUCUGUAACAGGUUCUGCGAUAGAGGGUGGUGUCACGGAUAUGACAUUCGGAGACUCACAUGCCAUUUGGGCGCAGCAUUCGUCUGGAAUGUUUUCUCAGAUUGAUCUCAGAGAUGCUACCAAGCCUCUUGAUGCGAUCACGAAGGUAUCCGCAAGUUGGGAGGCUUCUGGCACCCUAGCGUUCGUAUCCAAUGACAAGAAGCUUUGGGAACCACCUUAUGACGAUGUAUCCCCGGAGCAACGCGAACGGAUGCCCCAAUAUGGGAAGUCAAAACUUAAAGCUCUGGGAGACAGUCCAUACGUUCCAGAAUGCCAGGCAACGGGCACCUACAAUCUACCAGGAGCUGAACAUGAAGUAGCGGCUUUCACCAGAUUAGCGAAAGGUUACAGAUUCAAAGGUGAAGAUCGGAAACAAAUAUGUGCUCUCAAUGCACAGCUGGCCUUUCAGACAGGGAGAAAUCGCGCGGGACAAGUGUGGUUGCUUGUUGAGGCCUCACUGGCUGACUUAGUGCCAGAACCUGAAGAUGAAAAUGGAAGUGCUGGUGUCCAUUCGAAUCCAGUGAAACUAUUUUCGGCGCCUGGUAAUGUUCCGUCGUCUCCAUCUCCUGGGAGGCAUAGUCUUCCUCUUGAGAGAACAGACUCGUCGGCCACUCUGACGAAGAAAGUCAGCCCUGGUCGGGGUUCCGGGUAUAAUGUUGACCCUGGAUCUGCACAGCGCAGUGUUUCCGGUUCACGUCGAAUGACACCAUCAUCGUCUAAGAAUUCUUCACCAAGACAAGGCGUUUCCCCUCUUCCUCCAGGUACACCAUCACCGUUGGGAAGAAGAGAUUCAGGAGAGUCCCCAAUGAUGCGACGUCCUUCUGUAUAUCGUCGGCCGUCCGUGUCGAUUCACAGUUCAAGCCCUGGAGACAGAAGUACCAGCAGUCUCCGACACGUCGGGGAGGGUGCUUUAGAUGAUUCCGACUCAUCUCCAAGCGGGAAUGAAGACGAUGUGGAAAUGGCAGGCGAUGGUCCUACUAGCGGCGAUGAAGGCGUCCAGAUACCUUUCUCGCCUAAUCAUCCUGCAAGGAGGUCAUCAUCAGUACUCCCCAGUCCGCUCUCCCAUGUCAUUGGCCAUUCACGCUGGUCGGAUCAUGAAGAGGACAAUGAAGAGGAUGACGAUGACGAUGACGACGCGUCGCCAUCACCUCGCUCCACUGAUUCAGAAUAUGAUGACAAUCAUGAGUCGCCCCGACCUUCACCACGUUUGCCUUCAAGGUCCAGCUCGUCAAAGAGAUCAACAAGACCGAGUUCUCUUCUAAAGAAAUCUCGUAGCCGUAGUUCAACUAUCGCUUCUCUGCCGGGUCCCGGUUCCACAAAACCGCUGAAGCUCAGGACUUCACAGAGCAGCAUUAAAACUGUUACUGUGGGAGAAGGCCUCCAGUCUGAAAGUGCGAAUGGCAUCAAGACCGAGGAGACCGCUCGUGACGUAACUCAUCAGAAAGAGAAGAGCACGACUAUUUCCGAAGCCAUGUUAGAUGUGGGCGAAGGAGAUGGUAGUUUCCCCGCUGUUGUUGUCGAUGUGACAGAUAGACGCCAAGAUCUCGUUCGGUUGGAGGAGAAAAGGUGUCGAGAUUUGGCAUGGGAGGCCUUGCGCAACGCUCUCGAUGACUUUGCUGAUGAGGGUGACAUGCAAAUGUGUGCGAUGUUGUCUGUUCUAGUGGCCAAAGAACUCCGCAUAGAUAAACGAAGAGUCGUUGGCUUCCUUGACUCCUACAUUGAUAAACUUGCCAGGCUGCGACUACACACUUGUGCUGCGUAUUUGCGGAAGGUCUGUGAGGCUGAGGAGAUUCGACAGGCCAGUCAGCUUGAAACUACCAUCUAUACUUCAUGCGGUCGAUGCCGCAAAGCACUGGCACUGCCUCUUGGUACGACUGACCGCAACGCAGGUUACUGGCUCUGUUCGGCGUGCAAAGCGCCGCCGGCAAUGUGUAACAUAUGUCGACUUCCUGUCCGCGGCCUUCUUUUCCAGUGUUCAAUAUGCUCUCACGGUGGCCAUCAUGUCUGCUAUCAGCGAUAUUACAUGCAACGACCAAUGGUGCACCUUCCAAAGUCGUUUCUGCCGGCUACAGCCGCCACUGAAGAUCAUCGGGGGCGAUCAGUUGCUCGUAGCUCUACAGAGACCGUUGUAGAUGAUGAUAGCAGUUCGACCACUAGUGCCGUGAGCACGGUUGAUGUGCAAACAUCCGAAACUACGAAUACCGUGAUGGACAAGAUGAGUGAUUUCAUAGGUCAUCCGUGCGCGGCUGGUUGUGGACAUUUUUGUUGGGCAGCAAACGGUUCCAAUGAUAGCGUAUGAUGACAAU
Guyanagaster necrorhizus is the source of this 3630-nucleotide messenger RNA. RefSeq names its product WD40 repeat-like protein. Gene Ontology annotation, molecular function: protein binding. Gene Ontology annotation, biological process: positive regulation of TORC1 signaling; positive regulation of macroautophagy. Bases 45 to 3623 code for a protein of 1192 amino acids. The record is from RefSeq and is a predicted model, not a curated record. NCBI's taxonomy places the organism in Eukaryota, Fungi, Basidiomycota, Agaricomycetes, Agaricales, Physalacriaceae. Gene Ontology annotation, cellular component: cytosol; GATOR2 complex; vacuolar membrane. The transcript is spliced from 14 exons.